Molecule: messenger RNA, 2153 nt
Organism: Seminavis robusta
Lineage: Eukaryota; Bacillariophyta; Bacillariophyceae; Naviculales; Naviculaceae
Source: the annotation of a GenBank genome assembly
CACCACGUCCAAAUUUCAGCAGAUUGCAUUCGUCUUGCAUCGGUGGCGCUCCUCACUCCUCACAUCUCUUUCUUCCUCUCUGCAACUUCAUCCACGAGAAAGCAACCAACUCGUCAUUGCAUUCUUAUUAUUCAUCCAUCACCACUAAUAACCUUUCCAGCAAUACAUCAGACACAUCACACAAUGGCGCUAGUAGACAUUGACCCAUUCACGUUUGCCACAUGCUUCACAUCGGAGGACGUUGAAGCCGAUAGUUUCAGUAAUCCCUUCACAAUGCUAACAGCACAGCCGACGAUUGAGCCAUCCAGGUCUGAACCAGAUGAUAUGGAUGGUGAAGCGUGUUCGGAGGAAGAGACACGACCCAGUCCACAGACAACAACAGAGGAAGAAGUGUCUCCUGCUGUUGUAGACCAAGAGGAAAUGGUAGUAGAAGUCUCUGGCGAUGACGAUGGUGCUUCAACCAAGGACGAGACUAGUACACAGGACGAUAUGAUCAUUGAAGAAGUAGCACAAGAGACAACAACAACCAGCACGAAUCAGUUCAAUGGCUAUGGAGGCUUGCGGAACUUGGGAAACACGUGUUAUAUGAACUCUGCCUUGCAAAUGAUUGCUAGUCUGGAUCACUUUGUGGAGGAAUUGGAACGGGAGAGUCCUCCCAACUCGCCCGAGACUGAGGAGGCCAAAAGCGUUCGGCAAGCUUUUCUGGAGCUAAUGGAGACUCUUCGUGGAGGAGAGGCUGUCAGUCCCGAUGACUUUAAGCGAGCGUUGGAUGAGAGAACAUCCCUGUUUCUGGGAUUCCGACAAGAAGACUCGCAUGAAUUUCUGACCACUUUGCUAGAUAUUCUCGAUGAGGACUACAAAGUCAAGCCAGAGCCAGUCGAGGACGACAAACAGCAGCCAAUGGAGACAGAACCAGUCGAUGAAGUCAAAGUAGAGGCACAAGUCCUUGAGGAAAUAGGCACAAACUCAACAACAACCAAGCCAGAAGAAAGCAACAACAUUCACCAGGAAGUGGAAACAGCGUCCGAUUGCACGGAAAUGCAGGAUCCGGUUCGCAGCGAAGAGGAAGACGGCGAAACAGCGCCCGCUGAAACCGCCGAGAGCAAUCCCUGCCCCAAUGGCACCACCACAAAGCUGAGUACCUGCCAAUCCUUUUCCGAUUUACAACCUGAUGGAAUUGAAGAGCUUAUUUACGCUCGGCUCCUGGACAGCAACUACAACUUUGACACUGCUGUAGUACCCGCAACCCCCCCGCGCUGCAAGCUGGUCGGAGGAAGAAUGACUUCUCCAGAUCUGCAUGACGCUGUAGUGCUUCGAAAAGAGGGAGAGUCGGUGGCUUCUGUUUCCACCGAGGAAGCUCAAUCACCAACCCCAUCGCCGGCCGAAAGCGCAGAACCUUCGCCGGUGGAAUCAUACUUCAAAACAGAAGUGAGUGUCCGUCUCACGUGCGAAAGCUGCAAAUUCACACGCUCGCAUGUGGAGAACUUUCUUCACUUGUCGCUGGAGAUUGGAGGAGACAGCAGUUCUGUGGCCGAUGGCCUGCGCAAGUUUUUUGCUCCAGAGAAGAGAGAAAUCAAGUGUGAAAAGUGCUUUUGCGAGUCUGCGAUGCAAACUAUGGAAAUCACUCGACUUCCAAGAGCGCUCUUGCUCCACUUCAAACGCUUCAUUGUGGAUGUCAGUGACGACUACACAUCCAUCACGUACCGCAAGAACCAAUCCGACUUUCAAUUCGACGACAACCUCUCGUUGGAUGAAGAUAUGGGAGGCGUUCUUGCCGACUGCUGUUCCCAAGACGUCAUUGUGCCGAAUCUUCUGAGCCAACAACAACAAUCAUCACCAGACUGCCGUCGGGGAACCUACCACAUUCGAAGCGUUGUGAAUCACAUUGGGUCCUCUGCGGCUUGUGGUCACUAUACAGCUGACGCGUUGCGUGCGUAUCCAGACAAGGGGGAACGACAGUGGACCAGAUUCAACGACUCCUAUGUGUCCACAGUUUCAGCGAAUGAAGCAAUCAAAAACUCCUCCAAGACCGCAUAUCUCACCAUGUACGAAUUGAGCUAGUAGGAGUAGCUAAAACUAAAGAAAACGAACACAAGCAACUUGUUCGCCAACCUGAUCAACAGUAGAGGGUGCAGUUCUCCCAUCCUCGAGGA